This is a messenger RNA of Exserohilum turcica Et28A, 1782 nucleotides long. RefSeq lists its product as uncharacterized. Gene Ontology annotation, biological process: mRNA pseudouridine synthesis; rRNA pseudouridine synthesis; box H/ACA sno(s)RNA 3'-end processing. Bases 5 to 1504 code for a protein of 499 amino acids. NCBI's taxonomy places the organism in Eukaryota, Fungi, Ascomycota, Dothideomycetes, Pleosporales, Pleosporaceae. Gene Ontology annotation, cellular component: box H/ACA snoRNP complex. Gene Ontology annotation, molecular function: pseudouridine synthase activity; RNA binding. The record is from RefSeq and is a predicted model, not a curated record. The transcript is spliced from 4 exons.
CGCCAUGGCUCUCGUGCAGACCGAUCCCGACGCGUAUGUGAUCAAGCCCGAGGCGGCUGCGCCCGCCAUCGACACCAGCGACUGGCCGCUGCUGCUCAAGAACUACAGCGAUUUGCUCGUUCGCACCUCCCACUACACUCCUAUCCCCAAUGGAUGUGCGCCGCUCUCGCGAGACCUCAAGUCGUACAUUAGCUCUGGUGUCAUCAACCUCGACAAGCCCUCCAACCCGUCUUCUCACGAGGUUGUGUCGUGGAUCAAGCGCAUACUGAGAGUUGAAAAGACCGGACACAGUGGUACUCUCGACCCCAAGGUCACUGGUUGUCUGAUUGUCUGCAUCGACCGCGCCACCCGUCUCGUCAAGUCCCAGCAGGGAGCUGGAAAAGAGUAUGUGUGCGUUAUCCGCCUGCACGACAAGCUGCCUGGGGGCGAGGCGCAGUUUGCGCGCGCUCUGGAAACACUGACGGGAGCUCUGUUCCAGCGACCCCCACUCAUUUCUGCCGUUAAGCGUCAACUCCGUAUCCGAACCAUCCACGAGAGCAAGCUGUACGAGUACGACAAUGAGAGGCAGCUUGGCGUGUUCUGGGUGAGCUGCGAGGCCGGAACCUACAUUCGUACUCUGUGCGUGCACCUGGGUCUUUUGCUGGGUGUCGGUGCGCACAUGCAGGAGCUGCGCCGUGUGAGGAGUGGAGCCAUGGACGAGACUAAGGACCUCGUUACUCUGCACGACGUCCUCGACGCCCAAUGGUUGUAUGACAACAACCGCGACGAGGCCUACCUGCGCAAGGUCAUCUCUCCUCUCGAGAGCCUCCUGAUGAGCUACAAGCGUGUUGUUGUCAAGGACAGCUCGGUCAACGCCAUCUGUUACGGAGCCAAGCUUAUGCUGCCUGGCCUGUUGCGCUUCGAAAAGGGAAUCGAGAUCCACGAGGAGAUUGUGCUCAUGACGACCAAGGGUGAGGCCAUUGCGCUCGCCUAUGCGCAAAUGUCGGCUGUCGAGAUGUCGUCGUGUGACCACGGCGUUGUGGCUAAGAUCAAGCGCGUCAUCAUGGAGCGCGACCUCUACCCCAGGAGGUGGGGCAUGGGCCCGGUCGCUACUGAGAAGAAGAAGAUGAAGGAGGCGGGCACCCUCGACAAAUUCGGCCGUCCCAACGACAAGACUCCUGCCAAGUGGAACUCUGAGUACAAGGAUUUCAACCGCACUGAUGUUGAUGGUGCCGCCGCACCUGUGGCUCAAACCACGUCGACUUCUGAGGUUCUCGCUGCUCCUGCCAUCCCACCUACCGGACUUGGCUCAGCGGAGGAAGCUGAGGCGGAAGCCGAGACCAAUGCCGCUGAGGAUGGAGAGAAGAAGAACAAGAAGCGCAAGAGCCGAGGCGACGGUGAAGAAGAGGGCGAUGAAGACAAGGCUGAGCGUAAGCGCAAGAAGAAGGAAGAAAAGGCAGCGAAGAAGGCGGCCAAGAAGGACAAGAGGAAGAGCAAGGGCGGCGAUGACAGCGACUCCGACUAAACGAUUGAUACGUGAUCCAUGGACGUCGGAAUAGCGAUCAACGCUCUGUUGCGGCCAUGCAUACGAGCGCAGUGCAUGAAAAUCGUUGUACAUGUCAUAGCUACUGAUACUACUACUCUAUCCUUGGAUACCAGCUUCUUCAAUGUAGCAUACGGAAAAUGGCGUUUGGGAAUUGGGGCAUUCAGGCGUUUGGCGCGUCGAAGCUUCUGCGACAGGGGCGGUUGACUAUGUGUUGAAGUGCGACAAAAUCAUAGCUAAAUAUGUUGAAUCCACUGUUU